This is a messenger RNA of Aspergillus calidoustus, 930 nucleotides long. The record is from the annotation of a GenBank genome assembly. Lineage: Eukaryota; Fungi; Ascomycota; Eurotiomycetes; Eurotiales; Aspergillaceae.
AUGGAAGGGAAUAUGCCCUCCCAGGCUUGCAAGCCUGUGACCGAGACUGUUUCGAAAGACGGCCUUGUCAUCCCGAUCAUCGACUUCGCGCCCUUUCUCAACGGUACCCCCGCCGAUAAGCACGCCGUCGCCAUUUCCAUCGUCGGCGCAUUCAAAACAUCGGGUUUCCUCUACCUAAAAGACCAUGGCAUUCCGCCCUCCAUCGUCGCCCGAGUCUUCAAGUCCUCCGCGGCCUUCUUCGCCCGCCCGCAAGACCAAAAGGAUACCCUGGGCUGGACAACCCCGCAGGCGAACCGUGGUUACGUCAGAACGGGACGGGAGAAGCUUAGCACGGUUGACGAUCUCUCGGACCCUGAGGCCCGCCGCGCGAUACCCGAUAUCAAAGAGAUAUUGAUGACGAGGGCUAUUGCGCUGGGAAUGAAUCUGCCCGUGCAUUUCUUUGACGAGUAUGUGGACCAGGGAGAUAAUACUCUGCGUCUGCUACAUUAUCCGGCUGUGCAUAAAGACAUCUUCAAGACGAACCCUGGACAAGUUCGGGCAGCUGAGCACAGCGACUAUGGCUCAAUUACUUUGCUUUUCCAAGAUCGGAGGGGCGGGCUCCAGGCGCGCAGCCCGGAGGGUACGUUUGUCGACGUGACGCCUUUUCCUGAUACCGUCGUCAUCAACGCUGGUGAUCUCCUAGCUCGGUGGUCGAAUGAUACUAUCAAGAGUACACGGCACCGGGUGGUAGAGCCCCCAAAGGCGUAUGGCGAAGAGGACGAGUCGGAAGUGUAUCCGGACCGGUACAGCAUUGCAUAUUUCUGCAACCCUAACCAUGACAAGUUCAUUGAAGCCAUUCCGGGCACUUACGGGGAGGAUAUCAGCAAUGCCAAGUAUCCAGGGAUUACAGCUGGAGAGUACCUGGUGCAGCGACUCGCCGCUACGUACUAG